Molecule: messenger RNA, 1318 nt
Organism: Macadamia integrifolia
Lineage: Eukaryota; Viridiplantae; Streptophyta; Magnoliopsida; Proteales; Proteaceae
Exons: 9
Coding region: 199-1209 (336 amino acids)
Cellular component (GO): chloroplast
Molecular function (GO): phosphatase activity
Source: RefSeq, a predicted model, not a curated record
CAGAAACAUAGAACUACUCUAAAAGAGUGAUGUAGCAAAACAGAUCCUAAACGACGACUCUUCUCACGGUCAGACGACUCAGGCCAUAUAGACGAAGGUUUGUUACGGUGUGUAACCGUGAAGGCGCGUGCGUACCCACAGUCGAACAACCAACCUGCGAAGUGUUUCGUGAAGAAGCUUCAUUAUUUCAAGGAAGAUAUGGUCCCUAGAUGUUCAGUUUUGUCAAAUGAGGUUCGGUUCUUCCGUAGUUUGAUUGGAAUUCGAUCCCUUGCUGAAAACCGCCCCUUCAAGGCGUGGUUUUUAGAUCAGUUUGGAGUUCUUCAUGAUGGUAAACAACCUUAUCCAGGUGCCAUUUCAACUUUAGAAAAACUUGCCAGCCAUGGAGCCAAGAUGGUGAUAAUUAGUAAUUCAUCGAGACGUGCAUCAGUUACUAUGGAGAAAAUGGAGAGCCUUGGGUUUGAUCCUUCAUUGUUCAUGGGGGCAAUCACUAGUGGAGAAUUAACGCAUCAAUACCUGCAAAGGAGGGAUGAUGCAUGGUUUGCAGCAUUGGGAAGGGCUUGCAUUCACAUGACAUGGAGUGAUCGAGGUGCAAUCUCUCUCGAGGGUCUAGGUUUGCAAGUUGUGGAGAAUGCUGAAAUUGCGGACUUUGUUCUGAUCCAUGGAACUGAAGCACUUGGUCUUUCAUCCGGAGCAACACUUCCUAUGAAACUCGAAAAUCUUGAGAAAAUAUUGGAGCGUUGUGCUGCAAAGAAGCUUCCUAUGGUUGUUGCAAAUCCUGAUUAUGUGACUGUUGAAGCUAGAGCUUUGCGUGUUAUGCCUGGAAUUUCAAAUAACUGUGAGAGAGCUUGUUCUGCACAAGGAGGAGAGAUAAUUGGUUCUGAUUUUCAUUGUAUGCUAGCAGCCAAAUAUGAGCAGCUGGGAGGUGAAGUGAAAUGGAUGGGAAAACCUGAUAAGGUAAUCUAUGAAGCAGCUAUGGCCCUAACCGGUGUAGAUGCUUCUGACUGUAUCGCUGUUGGUGACUCUCUCCACCAUGACAUUAAAGGUGCUAAUUUCACUGGAAUCCAAUCAGCAUUUAUCACUGGAGGGAUUCAUGCAAAUGAACUUGGACUAGAUAGUUUUGGAGAGGUUGCAGAUCCAACUUGUGUCCAAGCUCUUGCAUCCAAAUAUGAUGCUUAUCCAUCAUAUGUACUUUCUGCUUUUGCUUGGUAGUCUAAUCUUGCUCUUGAUGAAGAUUCUUUUUUUCUGUUCUAAUUAUGUAAUAAGAAUUACAUAUUUAGGAAUCAAAUUCUUAUAUUUCAAAUUGCACGUUCAACUUUCA